AUGAAGGAAAAUCUAAAAACUGAUGAUCUAGAAAGUACAUUAUCAAGAAUUAAAGGGCGAAAAGGUGUAAUUGGAGUAAUUAUCUUAGAUAUUGAUGGUUCUCCUUUAGUUUCUACUUUUGAUAAUAAAACAACUCAAUUAUAUACUAAUAAUAUAUAUGAUAUCAUUAAAUCAGCUAAUGUCCUAGGAAAAGCUGCAGUUGGUCCACUUGAUGAGAUACAGCUUAUUAGAUUACACUUCAAGAAGCAUACUAUCCUAGUAGCUCCUGAUAAAAAAUUCACUUUUUUAACAGUACAAGAGACAAAUUAUUCUUAUUAUAAUGGGGAAGUAACACAUGAGAUAACAAAAGAUAAUAUAUAG
Molecule: messenger RNA, 360 nt
Organism: Cryptosporidium muris RN66
Lineage: Eukaryota; Apicomplexa; Conoidasida; Eucoccidiorida; Cryptosporidiidae
Product: Roadblock/LC7 domain-containing protein
Exons: 2
Coding region: 1-360 (119 amino acids)
Biological process (GO): microtubule-based movement
Cellular component (GO): cytoplasmic dynein complex; cytoplasm
Molecular function (GO): dynein intermediate chain binding
Source: RefSeq, a predicted model, not a curated record